GGGAACUGUUUUUCCAACUUGUUGAGUUGGAUCAAAACAAAGCAGUGAGAUUUUUUUACAUCGUGACUGUUGAUGAAAUUUGAGGUGUGAUUUCGAGGAGCGUGUUCUGGUUAAAAGGAUUAGGUUUUGCCUGAAACUCAGUUUAGUUUUUAGAUUUAAUUGUGAAGUCUAAAGUCUAGUUUCGGAAAAUCUGAUGUGCUCCAGCACCUAUUUGUGGGCCUGCUAUAAAUAGGGCCCUGCUGGCAACACAUGCAUGUCUAUGAUAGGCGGUUACAAAGAUUUUCUUCACACACUCUGGCUCCAAAACAACACCGACAACAUCUUCAUGGAGCUUUUACAUGGAUACCACCAUUAACUUUGAGCCUUGAUCUUCGACAAGCAGUGGCUGCGAACACAGAGCAGUCUUGUACUGUGGGUGAUAUCUUGGAUUUAAUACGUUGGUGAAUUGCCUCCGUGGACAAUGACUUCCAGAAGGCCAAUGACUCGCUCUUUUUCUGGCAAUGGGAGGACAAGCAGCUUCAGUGAGGAGGACAGCGGCUCUUCCAAUGGCCGUUCGGAAAGCCGCAGUACUUACCUCUCCAACGUUAGGCCUGAAAACAGCUAUUCAAGGUAUUCUCACUACAGACCAACGAGGAGCACAUUGUGCAGCGUCAUGGCUCAGCUGACUGAAGACAUACAGCCGUCUUUUGACACCACCUUGAAAUCGAAGGCAGUGUCAGAAAACUGUAAUGUGAAAUUCACAUGUGUGGUAUCAGGUCUCCCACCUCCAGAACUCAAAUGGUAUAAAGAUGAUAUGGAAAUGGACCGGUACUGUGGGCUCCCAAAAUAUGAAAUUCGCAAAAAUGGAAAAACCCACACUCUUCAUAUUUACAACUGCACGCUGGACGACGCCGCCAUCUAUCAGGUCUCAGCCAGCAAUAGUAAAGGCAUUGUCUCCUGCUCUGGAGUUUUAGAGGUCGGCACCAUGAGUGAGUUCCAGAUCCACCAGCGGUUCUUUGCUAAGCUGAAGCAAAAAGCAGAAAAGAAGAAAAAAGACCUGGAGGAGCCUACCAAAAAGGAGGAUAAAGAAAACAUUCAGAAAGAGAAACCGCAGAGUAGCCCAGAGCCCCCUCCAAGAAAGCGAUCUGUCCCUCCACCAAAGGAGAAGGCAGCGGUCAAAGACUCUCUGGCUGUGGAGCAACUGGGAGCUGCUGCAGAACCUAAUGGAAUUAGCCCAGAAGUCAAGGAAAGUCUGAAGGAUGAAACAUCUCCAUCAGAGGAAAUGUUGGCUAAAAAGAGAAUAAAGAUGUCAAAUGGUGUAGAUGUCGGGGUUAACAGCAGCAGUAGCAGCAGAAGCCAUGUCAUGGGGAACGGAGGGGAAAACUGUUAUGAUGGAGGAAUCAGUUUGGCACAGUUUUUAGCAGAGACACUCCAGUCCCAGACUGCUGAGGAGAAACAGAACACAUCUCGAGUGGAUAAUCCUAAAGAGAUGGAUACAGCAGUUGUGUCAAGUGUUAAUAAAGAGAAAGAGAGGGAUCAAGAAAAGAUGCUUAAAAAGACAGAGGAGCAGGAAAAGGCAUUACAGGAGGAGUUCGAGAAAGAGAAAAGAAGAGAAGAGGAAUUGGUUGUAGAAAGAGAGAAAGAAAGAGAAAGGCAGCUGGAGGUGUUGCAUACAGCGGCCCAUGGCAAACAUGGUCCAGAAGUCAAACAUCACAGCAAGGGUCAUAAGGAUCACGACCACCACAACAUCCAGACUUCCAUAUCCUCAAUGCUCCACACAGUCAAAGACUUCUUCUUUGGUAAGACUAAGAAAGGCUCUCAUGAUCACUUUGAGAGUGAAGAAAGAGAGUUUGACUACUCACACGACUCAGCGCAGCCUCUUCAACCAGAAAUGCCGCCAUCAUUUCGGCUGCAAGCGGAACACGAUCCAGAGGUGUGCAAUUCUCUCACAGAGGAAGUUGUGUCGAUGGAAAUAGAUAAACCCAAGGAGCCUUCAGAAACUGUGGAUGUAGGACAACAGUCAGUGUCGGUCGAACCACAUAAAUUUAAGUAUGAAGACAGUGUUGUACACACAAACCUGCCACCAGCUCAUAAAUUGCCACCUGAGAGUGUAAAGGAGUCCACAGAGCAGAGUGUGACAGAGGCUGAUGAUGCUGCGGAGGCCAUGGAGGUGACUGUGGCACCAGAGGGCAGCGAUGCCAGGCAAGAAAUGUCAUUGACUGGGCUUCAAGUUCUCACUGAGGCUGAAAAGAAAGACGCAGAGGUUGUCUCAGUUAUCAAAGAGGUUCCUGUGCACCAGCAAGAGCCAGAAUGCCUGGUAGCUUCAGCACAGCCUAAUCAGCAGGGUGCAAGAGCUGAGUCUUCACCAAGGGAAGAUAAAUUUGUCCUGCCACAGACCCAAGCCCCAUCUGACGAAGAAUCCCUCCCCACAUCCACCCUUGCUAGUUCAGAAGAUGGCUGGACUCCCCCUCACAGUGUUGUCUCAACGACACUUAACCACAAGCUUGGAGAGGCCCCCAUUGAAACUUUGCAGGAAGAGGAGUUGAGUGUUGAUAAUGUGGGCAGGGAAGGUGAACCAAAAGCAGAGGAGGCCCCUUCUUCUAACAAGUUGUGUGAGGAAGAGAAAGCUGAAGUGAAAUCAAAUAGCCAUCCAUUCUCAGAUAUAAACAGAUCUGAGAUUACUGAAAUAACAAGGUGUUCGAUGGAAGAUAGAAUAGAGCCAUGUGAGUCUAAAGCAACAGAUCAGGUGCUUUCACCCCUUUCUGCUGUGGCGGCAUGCAGUGCAGCGAGAGAUCAUGUAAAUGAAGAGACCAAAUGUACUUCACUGAUUCAGGAAAUGAAUGUAGGAUUUCCGCCCACUGCAGACCCGGAGGGUUUAGAGAAGGGUGACCUAAAAAUGCAGCAUGAAUGCACACCUUCUGACAGAGGGGAAAUCACAGGCAGUGUCAAUGCAAUGCAAAGUUCAAACUCAGGUUUUACUAGUAGCGAGGAGAGGUGUGAAUUGAACAAAAUACUGAGUUCCGCACUAGAGAAAGAUUUAGAAAGUAAUUUGUGUAACAGUCUAAAAACACAAGAGCAAGCAGUUCUGGAGGGUGAGAGCAACGAAGGGAGGAAUGAGAGUUUACUGCCUGAAGUCGCGACAGAAAGUAGAACUCUAAAAAAGGAAGAAAAGUUGGAUGAAUCAGAGAUCGUUUCAGUGAAACAAAGCAAAGGAAGAAAUACUGCUAUUUUGGAGGAACACAGUAAUAAUGCACUUCAAGACAGCAGUGAGAAACAGCAUGACUGGCCCUUAAAGAAUAUCCCCCCAAUCCAAAUAUCUACUUUUGAAGACAUCACAGAUAUUAAACCACCUGAGCCAGAUAUGAGGCCAAAUGAACCUUUCAUAAUCCCAAAAAUUGAAAUAGUGGAGCCUGAGUUAAAAGAGUGCACUCUGCCACUAACUAUUUUGGCACUAAACAAGCCAGAGACAAGUAAUUUGCAAGACCAUGAUGUAACUCAUGAGUCAAAGAUAAUAAUCCAAGACCAGAGUCUGGCUGAUUCUCCAGGCCUGCUUCCCACGCAGGAAGGUAUGCAGAAUAAUUACCACCUCUCACCUACGGAGAAAGUCAAGGAAGUUGCUCAAUGCGAUGACGAGAGGGACACGCUUGAACAGCAGCAGCCACAUGAGAAAAGCAGCGAACAGCUCCCUCAGAUGGACUAUGCAUCGAUUCCUGUCAUAAAUGUUUCAUGUACCGAUGAAAAGGAGGCUGAUGCUUUUGAAAACAGUCAUGAUUCACAUGCACAGCCAGCUUUUGAAAUUCCAAAGGUGCCUUCGUUUGUGGUGCCACCAAUCUCUGUCACUUGUCAUGAAAGUGAUCCUGAACCCAGACUGCCCACUCAGAGCGAGUCAACAGAAACAGAAACUUCAGUUUGCACACAACAGGGAACAAAGCAUGAUGUUGGCAAUAAUAUGACCACGAAGCCUGAGAAAAGUCAGAGCAGAAGACAGGAUCUGGAGGAAAUGUCAGAAAAGAGUAUUAAAGAGAAUACUCCCACUAUGUUAUAUGAAGCUCUAAUACCAAAAGUCGGUGACAGUGUGCCAUCAUUCAAUAAAACAACAGAGGAUGAAAACUUGAAGCCAAAAUCCCUAAAGAUGGAGAAUUCUAUGUCUGUUGAAGAUCUCCAAAAAAAUAGAUUUUCUGUCGAGAGGCUCAGCUCCAAACCCCCGGCAUAUCCAUCACUGAGUCCAGCCAGUCUCCGCAAAUUUAUGUCCAAAGCUGCUCCGGACUCAGACAAUGAGGCUGGCACAACCGGCCGCGUAAGCGCUGUGGGUGACAAGACGGAGGAAGACCUCAGUGGAGGCUCGACGCCAACAUCAUCCCUCUCCUGUGAAAGCAGUCCCAGGCUGAAACGCAGAGACAGUCUGACGCUGAUACGGUCCGCCACUCCCGAGGAGCUGGCCUCUGGAGCCCGACGCAAAAUCUUCUUCCCAAAAAAUAAAGAUGAUGUAGAGAUAGCGGUGUUUGGUGCACUAGAUACUCAAGGCAAGAAGGAGAACCCCUACAUGUCACCCAGCCAGGCUCGCAGAGCAGCAUUACUGCAGGCCUCCACAGGUCAGAGCACCCCACCGAUGGAGAGACGCUCCCCGCUGCUCAGUCGCAGAAAGGCCACUUUGGAGGUGCCAAAGGUCGUGGAGCAGACUGCGACAGAAGAGCCAGCUGGCAACAAGCGAGAGGAGAAACCAGCUGAAAAGAAGAUAGACCCACUGAAAGCGCCGCAGGUUAUCCGUAAGAUCAGGGGAGAGCCAUUCCCAGAUGCCUCAGGACACCUGAAGCUGUGGUGCCAGUUUUUCAACGUACUCAGUGACUCCACCAUUAAGUGGUACAAAGAUGAAGAGGAAAUACUAGAGAUGAAGAGAAGUGGAGGAGAUGAAAGCCAAGUAGCACUGGCUAUUGUUUUGGCAUCCAGCCAAGACUGUGGUGUUUAUGGAUGUACGAUCAAAAAUGAUUACGGGACUGACACUACUGACUACCUGCUCAGCAUUGACAUUCUGUCUGAAAUACUACUAAAAGAUGAUUUGGAAGUUGGAGAGGAGAUAGAGAUGACCCCAAUGCUGUUCACCAGAGGCCUGGCCGACUGCGGCACCUGGGGUGACAAGUACUUUGGCCGAAUCAUGACCGAGACGGUGCACAUGGGAGAGGGCUGCGCUCACAAAGCCAGCAGGGUGAAGGUCAUUUACGGCCUCGACCCGAUCUUCGAGUCCGGAAGUGCUUGCAUCAUCAAAGUUCAAAACCCCAUCGCCUAUGGGACCAAACAGGAGAGCAACCUUGCAGAGAGAAACCUAGAAAUUACUAAGCAAGAAUGCAAAGUCCAAAACAUGAUUCGAGAAUACUGUAAAAUCUUUGCGGCUGAGGCGAGAGUUAUUGAGAACUUUGGCUGUUCGCUAGAGGUGAUCCCUCGGUAUCUGAUGUACCGGCCUGCAAACUCUGUGCCGUAUGCCUCAGUGGAGGCUGAUCUCACAGGUGUCUUCCUUAAGUAUUGUGAGAUGGAUCCUAAAGGCAAGUUGAUUUCACAAAACGUUUCUGAGCUAGAGCAGAAAUGCAGCGCCUUCCAGCACUGGAUCCAUCAGUGGACGCAUGGAAAUUUGCUGGUCACUCAGCUUGAGGGUGUGGAAUCAAAGAUUACAAAUGUUCAAGUUGUGACCAAGUCAAAAGGAUACCAAGGAUUAACUGAGCAAGCCUCUCCCGAAGUAUUCGAACAGUUCCUCGGACAGCAUCAGUGCAACUACUACUGUGGACUUCUUGGCCUGCGCCCGCUCAAGACUGUGGAUAGUCUGCAGCAGCCCACCAAGAUCAAGGGCUCCAGAAGCCCCCUGCUCAACCGCAAGCUGACGUCUGGCAGCCCGCAGCUUCAGCGAAAAGGACACAGCCCUCAGAUGCCUAGAAAGGCAAAUUCUAGCCCAAAGGUGACUAGGAAAGUUCAGGAGACAGAGGACAGUAAAUCCGAUGUCAAACCCAAGCCUGCAGAAACUCUCGAUGUUCUUGAAAUGAGGUAGGAAAAAAAGGCCUACCUUUUAUUGCUUUUAAUGGUUUAGGAUUACCUGUUUCUUCAAAGGCAGCAAGAGUACAGCCAUGAGGAAAAGAGCUGCUUGUUGACAGAUUCGUAAGAGAAAGACUACUGUGAAUUUCUGUCGCCUGCUAUGAGACAUCCGACCUCCAGGCAGACAGUUAACUUCUUACAACAGUACAGUUAAAAGGUUUAUGAGAACGUUUAGAGUGAUGGGCUCUGGGUUUUUGACCUCGUAGCUCACAGGUGCCGAACAGCAAAAGUCAGCGUUUUUUUACUAUGAAAGAAUGAGAAGAAACACUGGGUUGCAUUAGGAUUAGGACACAGUUCUACUAAAAACACUUGCCUCAGAGUCUUAUCAGCUCUAUGAGUGGACAAACAACUCUCCAAGCAGCGUUUGUCAGAUACAUCCACAAGAGAUUGAAGUGUUUUUUGAAUGUGACAAAAUGUGACGUUUAAAAUGUAUGUGACCACAGCCACAGAAAACGUGUACGUAUUAGCAGUAAUACAUUAUUAGCAAAUGCUGCAUGUUCAUCUGUGAUGUACAGUAUACAUGUGCAGGGCAUCAAGUUUAUUUCGGAGAUGAUAUUUAUAGGUGGCAUUAGAUCUGCCUUGUCAGCAUUUCGUUACGCAGCAAAGUUGAGCUCAUGCUGUGAAACAACAGCACCGUUUUCAGUUCAGAGAUGUUUGCGUGCACUUUGUGUUUUUUUUUUUUUUGGCAUUACUUUUUAGUAGUUUUUGAGUAUUUUGUGUCUGUUUUUUAUCAGUCCUCUUACAGUGUUGUAGAAUUUAUUCUCGUGAACACAACUGGCUGACAGUAACCUCUUGAACUGCGGUCAAGUGUGUUAACAGGAGCAAGAAAAGCUGUUGAAUGAGUCCCAGGCAGUAACUGGGAGCUGACCUAUGGACUCUAGUAUAAAAACACACUGAAGAAAAGAACCACAAGGGCAGGCUUUGAAUUUUAGUCUACUGAUCACCAAGUAGGGCUCACUGUUUUUUUUGUUUUUGUUUCUUUUUUUUUCAGCAGCUUUCAAGCUUUACCUAAAGAAGAAAUAAGUUUGUGAUAGUUUUGACAGUCAAGCAGUAAAUAGUAGGAUUAGAAUAAAAUAAAAUCUGUUCCGUUAUUUCAUCGGUUUGCACAACAGAGAUCAGUUUCCUUUUACCAAACUGACGCUUUAGGAAUUUCUACAUUGGAUUCUUGGUUAAUGAUUAGUUAAAGUUUUCAAAUGAGUCCAAAUAGCCACUUGAAAAACGACAGCUUCUGCCACUUAGGAAUUCAUUAACUGCAUGAAGCGUAUGUGAAAACACAAUCCCAGAAGCGAUAUUUUAAAUGGAGUUGAAAUGAUUGAAAUAUAAAACAGGAGAUGAUGAUGUCAUCGAGGUGUGGUGUAAAUCAAAGUGUUGCAUUGUUUUCAUGUGUACAUAAAGUCAAAGGACUAAAUAUCUGAAGUAGCGUGAAGAAAAAUAAUAGAUGUGCAAGGGAGCGUGUGAAUGACUGAACGCGAGAAUAAAUGGGUGUUUACGAUGUGAGCUCUCUUUAGUGUUUCACACCAUGUCAGCUGAUGUUUGUUUGUUGUUGUUGUUGUUUUUUUAAAUAAAUGUGUAAACGAUGUCCAA
This is a messenger RNA of Stegastes partitus (bicolor damselfish), 7641 nucleotides long. RefSeq names its product alpha-kinase 3a (gene alpk3a). NCBI's taxonomy places the organism in Eukaryota, Metazoa, Chordata, Actinopteri, Pomacentridae. Gene Ontology annotation, cellular component: nucleus. The coding region runs from base 461 to 6013 and encodes 1850 amino acids. The transcript is spliced from 15 exons. Gene Ontology annotation, biological process: cardiac muscle cell development; protein phosphorylation. Gene Ontology annotation, molecular function: ATP binding; protein serine/threonine kinase activity. The record is from RefSeq and is a predicted model, not a curated record.